Molecule: messenger RNA, 2176 nt
Organism: Lottia gigantea (owl limpet)
Lineage: Eukaryota; Metazoa; Mollusca; Gastropoda; Lottiidae
Exons: 16
Coding region: 33-1730 (565 amino acids)
Biological process (GO): L-leucine catabolic process
Cellular component (GO): methylcrotonoyl-CoA carboxylase complex; mitochondrion
Molecular function (GO): methylcrotonoyl-CoA carboxylase activity
Source: RefSeq, a predicted model, not a curated record
UUUGCAAAAGAGCAGAAGACAUUGUAAAUAAGAUGAAAACGUUAGUGACAGCUCGAAAUUUGAGUUGGUUUCGACAGAUUAACACAAAAUUUCAACUCUGUAGACGUUUCUCAGUAGAUAAGGCUCCAAAAAUUGGCACAGAACAAGACACUUCGUCUGCAGAGUACAAGGAGAAUUAUGAACGUAUGAAAUCUCUGGUAACAGACUUGAGGUCUACUGUCUCUAAAGUUCUACAAGGUGGGGGAGAGAAGGCUAGAGAUAGACAUGUAUCAAGAGGUAAAAUGCUUCCUAGAGACAGAAUCAACAACUUAUUAGACCCAGAGUCACCAUUUUUAGAACUGAGUCAGCUCGCCGGGUAUGAACUAUAUGGUAAUGAUGAAGUACCAGCCGGUGGUAUUAUUACGGGUAUUGGAAGAGUUUCCGGUGUAGAGUGUAUGAUAGUGACCAAUGAUCCUACUGUUAAAGGGGGUACCUACUACCCUGUUACAGUCAAAAAACACAUCAGAGCUCAGGAAAUAGCUAGAGAAAACAACCUUCCUUGUAUAUAUUUAGUUGAUUCUGGAGGAGCCAACUUACCCAGACAAGAUGGAGUUUUUCCAGAUAGAGAUCACUUUGGUCGAAUUUUUUAUAACCAAGCUAAUAUGUCAGCUCAGGGAAUUCCACAGAUAGCUGUAGUAUUAGGAAUGUGUACAGCAGGAGGAGCCUAUGUACCAGCUAUGGCAGAUGAAAGUAUUAUUGUAAAUAAGGGCACUAUAUAUCUGGCUGGACCACCAUUAGUUAAGGCAGCAACAGGGGAGGAGAUAUCAGCAGAAGAUCUGGGAGGUGCUAAAUUACAUUGUAGUAAAUCAGGGGUGACUGAUUAUUACGCAGAGGAUGACGAGCAAGCUCUUUAUCUCGCUAGACGUGCUGUUAAAAAUAUUAAUUACACCAAAAAUCCAGGGGUUACCAUAAAAAGCCCACAGGAACCCUUGUUCCCCUCACAUGAACUCUAUGGAAUCGUUGGGGCCAAUUUAAAGAAAACAUUUGAUGUAAGAGAGGUAAUAGCAAGAAUCGUAGAUGGAAGUGAAUUUGAUGAAUUUAAAGCUAUGUACGGGGAGACUUUAGUUACAGGAUUUGCCAGACUAUGGGGUUACCCUGUUGGUAUUAUUGGUAACAAUGGUGUCCUUUUUUCAGAAUCAGCAUUAAAGGGUGCACAUUUUAUAGAAUUAUGUUCACAGAGAAAUAUUCCUUUAAUUUUCUUACAAAACAUCACAGGUUUUAUGGUAGGCAGAGAAGCAGAAGCUGGGGGAAUUGCUAAAAAUGGAGCUAAAAUGGUGACAGCUGUGUCGUGUGCUAAAGUUCCAAAGUUUACUGUGAUAAUAGGGGGUUCGUAUGGAGCUGGUAAUUAUGGUAUGUGUGGCAGAGCUUACAGUCCAAGAUUUUUAUACAUGUGGCCCAACUCGAGAAUAUCAGUUAUGGGAGGGGAGCAGGCAGCUAAUGUUUUAGCCCAAAUUACCAGGGAUCAACGACAGAGAGAGGGCAAACAGUGGACAGAAGAAGAAGAAAGAGCUUUAAAAGAGCCAGUGAUCAAAAAAUACGAAAUUGAAGGACAUCCUUAUUAUUCUAGUGCAAGAUUAUGGGAUGAUGGAGUCAUCGAUCCAGCUGACACCCGAACAGUUCUUGGACUCAGUAUUAGUGCUUCUCUUAACCAACCACCAGAGAAAACACGAUUUGGUGUCUUUAGGAUGUAAUAAUGUGCACUGAAUAUAGAUAAACGGUAUGUGUGGUUAGUUCAAAAUAUCUUUAACUCAGUAUGGUUAUAGGCACAGAACUUUCAGUGAUAAUACGAUUUGGUGGCUUAAAGAUGGUAUAUCUCAUAAAACAAUGAAGACACCUGCUUGGGUGUUCUCAGGAUGUAAAAAUUAAAGCAAAAUAAGGAUGUGAUAAGGAUCAUGUUAGGAUUGGGAUACAUUCUAGGAUUUUCCACCUUAAAGUAAGACCCCCUGCAGAUUUAUUGUGAUGUGAUGGAUUUAGGAUUUAAUACGGUGUAUCUUAAAAUUUGGCUGUAGAGUUGAUCAUGACAAUCAUGUCUAAAACCACUUGUUCUGUGAAUUGAGAUUAAUAAUGAGAUUGUCAUUUAAAUCAAAAGAAAAUCUUCAUUAGUAGUUUCAUAGAAUAAAAAAAAUUAUCGCCAUUA